UCCGCAUCAUUUUCAAACUAUUAGUUUGAAGAUGGCGCCCACAAAAGUUUACUUUGUUGUCCCUGCUCAUUAAUUGUCGUCGAUUCAGCGAGCCUAGUUUACGCUGCCAACUGAAUAGGCCAAAGUACACAUUUUUUUCUCUAUAAAUACCCACCGCAUUACAAAUUGUCGAAUCAAUCUCUACCAAUUUAGUACAAGAAAAUGGGAAGGAUCCCCGAAGUGUUGUUGAUCUCGGCCGCGCCGGAUUCAAAGCCGAUGCAGAUGAUCGGCAUGGGCACCGUGACGUACCCGUUCGGCCCGUCGGAGACGUCCCUCGGCGAGGCCGUCGCCGACGCCGUCGAGUCGGGGCUCGUCGGAUCCCGCGACGAGCUCUUCAUCACCUCCAAGCUCUGGUGCAGUGAUGCCCAUGGCGACCGUGUCAUCCCCGCGUUGAGAAAAACUCUCCAAAACCUUCAAAUGGAGUACAUUGAUCUCUAUCUUAUUCAUUGGCCCAUAAGUAUAAAGGCGGGAAAAUCCGAUAUUCCGAUAGCAAAGGAUGAUCUUUUACCAUUGGAUUUUAAAUCAGUGUGGGAAGCAAUGGAGGAGUGUCAAAGGCUUGGCUUAACAAAAGCCAUUGGAGUGAGCAAUUUUUCCUGCAAAAAGUUAGAAAUUUUGCUCUCGACCGCGAAAAUCCCUCCUGCUGUUAAUCAGGUGGAAGUGAAUCCGCUAUGGCAACAAAAGAAGUUGAGGGAGUUUUGUGUGGAAAAGGGGAUUAAGAUAUGUGCUUACUCACCUUUAGGGGCUAAAGGGACUGUGUGGGGAAAUGAUAGGGUGAUGGAGUGUGAGGUGUUGAAGGAGAUUGCCCAAGCCAAGGGAAAAACUCUGGCUCAGAUAUGUUUGAGAUGGGUGCAUGAGCAAGGAGAUUGUGUGCUAGUGAAGAGCUAUAAUGAGCAGAGAAUGAAGGAGAACUUAGAUAUAUUUGAUUGGGAGUUGAGUGAAGAGGAUAAGUACAAGAUCAACCAGAUACCACAGCAGAGAAGUGUUCCAGCGGAGGAUUUUAUAUCAGAUGUUGGGCCUUUCAAGUCCCUAAUGGAGCUUUGGGAUGGUGAGAUUUGAUCUGAACUUUUGUUUCAAGAGUAUCUUGAGAACAUUUGCUAUUAUUAGUAUGUAAUAAUUUUCUGCAGCAGUAUUGGACCAAAGUUGAUCACAGUAAGCAGAAGUCCUCUGCGAAAUCUUUGUCUGUUGUAGGGUCUUUUAAAGAAAAUAUUGAAUAUAAUCAGUUAUUUCAUAUC
This is a messenger RNA of Ananas comosus (pineapple), 1271 nucleotides long. Its product is annotated as non-functional NADPH-dependent codeinone reductase 2-like. Gene Ontology annotation, cellular component: cytosol. Gene Ontology annotation, molecular function: aldose reductase (NADPH) activity. The transcript has 4 exons. The record is from RefSeq and is a predicted model, not a curated record. Lineage: Eukaryota; Viridiplantae; Streptophyta; Magnoliopsida; Poales; Bromeliaceae. Bases 202 to 1095 code for a protein of 297 amino acids.